Fraxinus pennsylvanica is the source of this 1236-nucleotide messenger RNA. NCBI's taxonomy places the organism in Eukaryota, Viridiplantae, Streptophyta, Magnoliopsida, Lamiales, Oleaceae. The record is from the annotation of a GenBank genome assembly.
AUGGAAGCUUAUGAAGUUGAAGUUCCUUCUUAUUUUCUCUGUCCAAUCUCCAUGCAACUGAUGAAAGAUCCGGUCACAGUUUCUACCGGGAUAACCUACGACAGGGAAAACAUCGAAAAAUGGCUGUUUUCCUUCAAGAACACAACAUGUCCAGUCACAAACCAACAAGUAUUAGACACAGAUCUCACUCCAAACCACACUCUACGCCGAUUGAUUCAGGCCUGGUGCACUCUCAAUUCAUCUUAUGGCGUUGAAAGAAUACCAACUCCUAAGGCCACGGUCGACAAAUCCUACAUUAUUAAACUCCUCCAUGAAGCCAAGAAAUCACCACAAGCACAGCUCAGUUUCCUGCAAAGACUCCGAUCCAUUGCACAAUGCAACGAAAGCAGUAAAAGGCAAUUGGAGGCUGCUGGUGCAGUUGAAUAUUUAGCAUCAAUAAUAAAGAAAGAUGCAUUGGAUUGUGAUCAAGAUUCAGACCUUAGCAAGGCAAGUGAUGAAGCAUUGAACAUUCUUUAUCAUCUAGAAAUCUCAGAUUCAGUUUUGAGGAAAAUUCUUGGAGACGACGAUGAUAAAUUCUUGGAGAGUUUAUUGCACGUAUUGAAAUGUGGGAAUUACCAAUCUCGAACUCAGGCAAUAAUGAUACUGAAAUCUGCCUUAAAUGUGGCUGAUCCAGUGCAGUUGAUUGGAGUUAAGCCCGAAUUCUUCAUCCAUGUUGUCCAGAUUUUCCACGACAAAAUCUCGCAGCAAGUUUCCAAGGCAGCAUUGAAGCUUCUUGUGGAGUUAUGUCCAUGGGGAAGAAACCGAGUCAAAGCGGUCGAAUCAGGCUUAGUUUCAACAUUAAUAGAGCUUCUUCUUGACACAUCUGAAAGAAGGGCUUGUGAGCUUAUUUUGACAGUAUUGGAUCAGCUAUGUGGUUGUGCCGAGGGCAGGGCCGAGCUAUUGAAACAUGGAGCUGGACUCGCCAUUGUUUCGAAGAAAAUACUCAGGGUUUCUCAUGUGGCAAGUGAUAAGGCAGUGAGAAUAAUUUCUUCAAUUUCAAAAUUUUCAGCAAAUUCUAGGGUUCUUCAAGAAAUGCUGCAAGUUGGGGUGGUCGCAAAGUUGUGUUUUGUGCUUCAAGUGCGCAGCAGUCAAAAAUCAAAAGAGAGGACUAAAGAAAUCCUUAUGCAGCAUUCUAGGAUUUGGAAACAAUCUUCUUGUAUUCCACCUCAUUUAAUUUCUUCUUAUCCAAUUCCUUAA